Molecule: messenger RNA, 2134 nt
Organism: Mytilus trossulus (common blue mussel)
Lineage: Eukaryota; Metazoa; Mollusca; Bivalvia; Mytilida; Mytilidae
Exons: 2
Coding region: 160-1836 (558 amino acids)
Biological process (GO): protein monoubiquitination
Molecular function (GO): zinc ion binding; protein binding; ubiquitin protein ligase activity
Source: RefSeq, a predicted model, not a curated record
UAUCUAUUGGUUACUUUGAUCAGGAUUCAACAUGUUCUAAUUAACUUCCUGGUCGGCUGAUAUUUUGUGUCAAACAUUUUAACUGCCAUACACACAAUGGGAGCUAUAUUCAAAUAAGAUGAUUUAAUAUAAAGAACAGAUUUGUUUGUAAACAGGGUCAUGGCAUCGAAUAAGCCUAUACCAUGUGGACCUUGUCAAGAAGGAAACGUAAACACUAAAGCUGAUAUCUGGUGUUAUAACUGUGAUGAAGGAUUAUGCUCAACAUGUUCUAGUCAUCAUAAAAAAUCAAAAGGAACACGUGAUCAUAAAACUAUUGAUGUCAAAAGCUAUAAACCCUCCAUUGGAGCCAUCAAAACAGAAUGUGACAAACAUGGUCAACAGCUUAACUUGUACUGUCCUAGUCAUUUAAUGCCUUGCUGUGAUGAAUGUAUUUCCACCAAUCAUUCAAAAUGCACAGGAAUAAAAAGUUUAGCAGGUGUCGUGGAAAAAACAAGGAUUGAAGGAACAAAAGACUCUGUAGAGAAAGACAUCAAGUCCAUCUUACAUCUCUUGGAUAAAAUGGUAAAUAAUAAAUCAACAAACAUUCAAACAGCAGAACAACAAUGUGAAGGCAUUAAGGAAUCAAUUGUGAAAAUAAGGAAUCAAAUGAAUAAACAUUUAGACCACCUAGAAAAGAGGUUAUGCCAAGAAGUAGACAUCAUCUGGAAUCAGGAAAAGUCAAACGCAACAGAUUUAAUAACUGAAAUCAAAGAAAAAAAGAAAACGCUAAAAAAAGUUCAUAAAAAUUUACCAACAGUCACAACACAUAGUUCAAAACUCCAAUCAUUUCUUGGUUUACAUCAGAUGGAACAACAAGUACAUCAAUGUCAACGAUAUGUUGAUAAUCUGGAAGAUGAUGAGAGGGCAAAAGAAUUUAGCAUCAAAAUGAGGCAAAAUGAUGAGAUAGAAAACAUACUAAGCAAGUUAAAAUCACUAAAAUCUCUGGGAGAAGUAAUGGUUGAAAGGACAGAAACAGGCUUUAGCAGAGAAACAAGUGUGAGGAGGAAAGCACAAGUAGAAUCACAAUCCAACAUAAACAACAUGACAAUGAAUAUAGAGACAAAGAUAAAGAUCAACAUGGGGAAGAUGAUUAGUGACAUGAUUUGUCUGAUGGAUGGAAGAGUUUUAGUAGUGAAACAGUGGGGUAAAGUUAACCUAUUUACUUCUGAUGGCAAACUACAGAAACAGUUACCUAUACCUGGUGAACCCUACAGUGUUACACAGAUCAAUCAGAACACUAUAGCCACAACUUAUCCUAGUGAGAGAGCCAUUAAAAUCUUCAAUAUGGAGAAUGAAACAGUGACCAAGGUUAUCACAUUAGACAAAGAAUGCAGAGGUUUAUCAUUCUCCAAUAAUUCUCUGGCUGUAGGUUUGAGUGAUGAUGAAAUCCGUAUUAUAGACUUGGAAGGAAAUGCACUAAAGUCAAUACAAGUAGAGAGUAAAUCAUACUUGAAGAACCUUGUUUACUGUAAUGACAGAGUAAUCUAUAGUGACUGUAAUGGUGGAGCAGUAUACUGUGUAGAUGAAUCAGGUAAACAGAUCUGGCAAUAUACACAGGAUUUAUCAGGACCAGAAGGACUUUGUAUAGAUACUUAUGGUAACAUUAUUGUAACAGACUAUUACUCUAAAAGAAUAAUAGUAAUAUCAAAAGAUGGACAGAAUAGUAAAGUACUGAUUGGUAAAGAGGGUGGACUGGAGGAUCCUCAGUGUAUUUGUUUUAAACAUAAUGAGUCUUCAGGUUUUAUUUGUGAUUACAGUGGCACAUACUUGACAACAUUCAAUUUAUCUUCUGAAUAAGGUUUCCAUUGCAGAAAACUUUACUGUCUUAUUAUUCUAAAUAUUAAUUAAUCAAUGUUAUGUGACCUGCAAUUUUUGGAAAAUUUAUUCUUAUAGUUAAUGCAUAAAAUAGUAAGAAGGGGAUGAAAUAACAUGUUAAACAAAUUUGGGGAAUGAAUUUUUAAGGAAAGUAGUGAUUUGGUCCAGUUUAAAAAAUGUCAAAUAUAAGUACAUGAAGUAUGACUGAAGCUUUCAAAUGAACUACAGACCCCUUGACAUUAAAUUAUCUAUUUUUAGAGUUAGAGCCUAGAUUUUUUUU